AUGACCGAUUCACUCCCCUACGACUACGCAAGUUGGCAAUUCCUCGAUGCCAUCGGACAAGCAUCGCCUCUGCAACAGGAACUACAGAGCGACGAGGCCAUGAGCCUUGCCUUUGAGUUGUCUGCUCAUGGUCGCGGCGAGAGUGACUUUGCGUUGCUCAGCUCGGAUAAUUGGCUGCAUUACGGGCAAACUUCGGCAAAGGCACCAACAGCACCAGCAGGGGUUAUGCACGCGCAACCACAUACACCGCCAAUUGAGAUGGGAAUGGCAAUGGCAAUGGGAAUGGGAAUGGGCAUGGAUAUGGACAUGGAGAUGUUUGCACAGGGCAUGGAAUUCAUUUCAGUACCUCCCUUCCCCGAUCUCACCCUCGGCCACGGGAAAAAGACGCCCGACGAGCUCUCCCUCCUCCGCUCCACAUCCCAGGACGCAACACAGCGGGCGCUGUUUAUGACUCCAUCCGGCAUCACCUCCCCUUCUUCGUCGUCAUCAUCAUCAUCAUCCUCGUCAUUCUCAAACCGGAACUCUUCCUCUCCAUCACUAGAUCCCUGCACCCCCAGCACGACAAGUUCUACAAGCAAGGAAAGCGACGAAGACUGCGAAUGGGACUGCGACCGCGACCUGGAUCCCUCACUCGGCAUGGGCCUGGGCAUGCAUUUCUACAAUUUGCCCGAUAGGCUCGACUCUUGCCCCCGCCCGCCCCGCCACAUUCAUCCUCCUCUUCCUCACCACCACCAUUUGUCUCACCGCGGGGUGAAUCACCGCACCAGCGCCGCCGAAGACGAGGAAGAUGCACUAACUCCCCUCGAAAUGCCCGACGGCAGUACCCGCUUCACGGCGAAUUGGCUGCCUGUGGAUCCCACGGGUGGGUUUACCAUUGAUUCACCUGUGUCUGCUUCUGCAUCUAGGAUGGAAUUCGGAUAUCCGUAUAGUUAUGGACACCCGCAAGAUCACUACGGGUAUGCAUACGCGGAUGCAGACCUCUCGAUGGAAUUCAGCAAGGAGGCGUUUAUCCAGAUGCCUGCACCGGCGCCGGUGUGA
Aspergillus novofumigatus IBT 16806 is the source of this 1038-nucleotide messenger RNA. RefSeq lists its product as uncharacterized. The coding region runs from base 1 to 1038 and encodes 345 amino acids. Lineage: Eukaryota; Fungi; Ascomycota; Eurotiomycetes; Eurotiales; Aspergillaceae. The record is from RefSeq and is a predicted model, not a curated record. The transcript is spliced from 2 exons.